CGUCGAGAUCCUGUCAAACCACUGCGAAUUAUCACGCACCUGAACUUUUACACUCUUUCCUGAGGACUAUUUUACCGAUUAAACGGGACGUCUUAUUUAAUUAUUUUCACUGACACACAGCAGCAGCAAUUGAGAAGUCACUCAAUAACAGUUGGCUGCGUUCCUGCCUUUUCCAAGACAUUUAUGAAGUAACAAGGAUAUGGUUUUGGACAUGUGAAGUACAAGGGUAACUUCAAACAUGAAGCUGGUGUCUUCACUGUGUUGCCUCGGCUUUCUUCUGACUUCAGUGGCGGUUCGGCUGAGCGACUCGCAGCAAGUAUGCACUGGCACAGAGAACAAACUGAGUACUCUGUCAGACCUCGACCAGCAGUAUCGGACCCUUCGUAAAUACUAUGAGAACUGCGAGGUGGUGAUGGGCAACCUUGAGAUCACUAGCAUUGAUCGAAGCCGUGACCUGUCCUUUCUCAGGUCUGUUCGUGAGGUGACCGGCUAUGUGCUUGUGGCGCUGAAUCAGUUUGAAUAUCUGCCCUUGGAGAAUCUUCGCAUCAUCCGUGGCACCAGGCUUUAUGAGGACCGCUACGCUCUGGCCAUCUUCCUCAACUACCGUAGAGAUGGCAACUUUGGUCUCCGUCAACUCGGUCUCAAGAAUCUCACAGAAAUUCUGAAUGGAGGGGUAUACGUGGACCAGAACAAGUUCCUGUGCCAUGCUGAUACCAUCCACUGGCAGGACAUUGUGAAAAACAUCCGCCCUGAUCACCUGGUUGUACCGUCCAAUAGCAGCAACUUCUGUCAAAGGUGUCAUAGAGUGUGUAAUGGACGCUGCUGGGGGCCAAAGGAGAACCAAUGUCAGAGCUUGACAAAGACGGUGUGUGCUGAGCAGUGUGAUGGUCGCUGCUUUGGACCGUAUGUCAGUGACUGCUGUCAUCGCGAGUGUGCUGGAGGCUGUUCGGGCCCAAAGGACACGGACUGCUUCGCCUGCACUAACUUCAAUGACAGUGGCGCAUGUGUGACGCAGUGCCCACAGCCGUUUGUCUACAACCCCACCACAUUCCAGCUGGAGCACAAUCCAUGGGCUAAAUACACCUAUGGAGCAUUCUGCGUCAAAAAGUGCCCACAUAACUUCGUUGUGGACCACAGCUCCUGUGUCAGAGCCUGUCCCAGCAACAAGAUGGAGGUAGAGGAGAACAGAAUUAAGAUGUGCAUCCCCUGCACCGAUAUCUGCCCUAAAGCAUGUGAUGGGAUUGGCACUGCCAGCCUUCAGACGGCUCAAACCGUUGACUCUAGCAACAUCGACAGGUUCAUCAACUGCACCAAAAUCAAUGGCAACCUGGUGUUCCUAAUAACAGGGAUUAAAGGAGAUGUAUAUCACAACAUAGAGCCCUUGGAUCCAGAGAAACUCAAUGUGUUCCGCACUGUUCGAGAGGUUACUGGUUAUCUAAACAUUCAAUCCUGGCCAGAGAACAUGACUGAUCUGAGUGUCUUCUCUAAUCUGGCAACCAUCGGAGGCAGGUCUCUAUACAGUGGCAUCUCUCUGCUGGUGCUGAAGCAACAGUGGAUUGUAUCGCUUCAGCUGCAGUCUCUCAAUGAGAUCAGUGCAGGAAACGUGUACGUCACCAACAACAGCCAGCUCUGCUAUUACAACACUGUCAACUGGACACGACUCUUCCGCACCAACACCCAGAAGGCCCUGAUCCGCAACAACCGUGAGCCCAAAGAGUGCAUUAUGAAUCAUAUGAUCUGUGACCCACUGUGUUCUGAUGCCGGCUGCUGGGGUCCAGGGCCCGACCAGUGUCUGUCCUGCCACUUCUACAGCAGGGGCCGCACCUGUAUUGAAUCCUGCAAUCUGCAUGAUGGGGAUGUGCGUGAGUUUGCAAAUGGCUCAGUGUGCCUGGAGUGUGAUGCACAGUGUGAAGUGGCGGAAGAUGACAGGCUUACCUGCACUGGGCCGGGUCCUGAUCACUGUGUUAAAUGUCUUCACUUUAAAGACGGGCCCAACUGUGUUGAGAAAUGCCCUGAUGGCUUGCAUGGAGCAAACAGCUUCAUCUUCAAAUAUGCUGAGGCCAACAAUGAGUGUCACCCCUGCCAUGUCAACUGCACCCAGGGGUGCACUGGGCCCCGUCUGCAAGACUGCAUUGGCAUGAUGGACAGGACUCCUCUCAUUGCAGCUGGAGUUAUCGGUGCAUUGUUUGUGGUGAUCAUUGUGGGCUUGAGUAUUGCCGUAUCAGUUAGGAGAAAGAGCAUAAAGAAGAAAAGAGCCUUGAGACGCUUCUUGGAAACUGAGUUGGUGGAGCCUCUGACGCCCAGCGGUGCGGCCCCUAACCAGGCCCAGCUGCGCAUUCUGAAAGAGACCGAGCUGAAAAGAGUGAAGAUCCUGGGAGCUGGGGCCUUCGGUACUGUCUACAAGGGCAUCUGGGUACCUGAAGGUGAAACUGUGAAGAUUCCUGUGGCCAUAAAGAUCUUGAACGAGGCGACAGGCCCCAAAGCAAACGUAGAGUUUAUGGAUGAGGCUCUGAUCAUGGCCAGCAUGGAACAUCCUCACCUGGUCCGUCUGUUAGGGGUGUGCCUGAGCCCCACCAUCCAGCUGGUCACCCAGCUCAUGCCCCACGGGUGUCUGCUGGACUACGUGCAUGAGCACAAGGACAACAUUGGCUCCCAAUUACUGCUCAACUGGUGUGUUCAGAUCGCCAAGGGUAUGAUGUAUUUAGAAGAGAGGAGACUUGUGCACAGAGAUCUGGCUGCUCGGAACGUCUUGGUGAAGUCACCCAAUCAUAUAAAGAUCACUGAUUUUGGUCUGGCUCGCCUCCUGGAUGCAGAUGAGAAGGAAUACAAUGCAGAUGGAGGAAAGAUGCCUAUAAAGUGGAUGGCCUUGGAAUGUAUUCACUACAGAAAGUUUACCCACCAGAGUGAUGUAUGGAGUUAUGGAGUGACUAUCUGGGAGCUGAUGACAUUUGGAGGAAAGCCAUAUGACGGUAUCCCUACACGAGAGAUCCCUGACCUGCUGGAGAAAGGAGAGAGGCUUCCUCAGCCUCCCAUCUGCACCAUUGAUGUUUACAUGGUCAUGGUCAAAUGCUGGAUGAUAGAUGCAGACAGUAGACCCAGGUUUAAAGAGCUUGCAGCAGAGUUCUGCCGAAUGGCAAGAGACCCACAACGUUACCUAGUCAUCCAGGGGGAUGAUCGCAUGAAACUGCCCAGCCCCAAUGACAGUAAGUUCUUUCAGAGUCUGCUUGAUGAGGAGGAGCUAGAAGAUCUGAUGGGUGCUGAGGAGUAUCUGGUGCCACAGGCUUUCAGCAUUCCUCCACUGGCAUACACAACCAUAUCACGCAUGGACCCCAACAGAAAUCAGUUUGCCUACCAGGACGGUAGUUUUGGUAUGGAGGAGAUGAUGGCCACAAUCCCACGGGUCGUAGCUGUGUCUGCAGUCAACCCGGCUUGUUCCACUAAGAAGCCAUCUUUGGCCCAGCAGGGGGCCUCAGGGCCCUCAGAGGCAUUUGAAGACAGCCGCUGUAAUGGUACUCUCAGGAAGAAGGCUUCUCCCAGGGUGAGCACCGGAGAGGACAGCAGUGGCCAGCGGUACAGUGCAGAUCCAACUGUGAUACUGUCUGAACGUGGAGCCAGAGCAGAGACUGACCAAGAUGGAUACAUGAGCGCCCUGCAGGACAAAAAGCCCUCAGAUUAUCUCAACCCUGUUGAAGAGAAUCCCUUCGUCACACAUCGCAGAAACGGCGAGGUCCACACUAUAGAACGAGGUUACCACAGUGCCUCCAAUGGCCAGCCCAAAGUGGAGGAUGAGUAUGUCAAUGAUCCACUUUACCUCAACACCUUCCAUAACUCUGGGGAGAAGAAUCAUGAUCUCCUGAGGAAGAAUGGAGUCCCCGCAGCUCACACAGCAGCAGCAGUAGCAGCCAAUUCUGGAAAUUCCAACAGCCAGAACCUUGCCCAAACCAUGAAACCAGCAGCACCCAGUGCCCACAUCACAGCACAGCCUCCAUACCAAGGCCAACAAAGCAUCUCCACCCUCUCAGGCCAUACCCUCCACUCUGCAUAUCCAGGACCCACCCUCCACCCAACCCACAACCUCUAUCCGGCUCACUCUGGGACCAUCAUGGCCGACAAAAAGCCCAAAAAGACAUUUGACAAUCCUGAGUACUGGCAGCACAGUCUUCCCCCCAAGGCCACUCUCCACAACCCUGAAUAUCUGCAGGACUGCAGCACACGCUUCUUCUAUCGACAGAACGGUCGGAUCCGACCGGCGGUGGCUGAGAACCAGGAGUACCUGUCAGAGUAUGCGCUAAAAACAGGCACCGUGUUGCCACCGCCUCCCUACCGCCAGAGGAACACUGUUGUGUAGCGACAGCUGCCAAUGGAAGUAAGAGACAAAGAGAUAGAGGAACAGAGAGAGAGAAACACCCUCUCAGUCAUACUGUGUUCUCACCCUGGCUCUCACACCAGCAUCCUGGUCUCUCCUCUUCUCUUUGAACUGGAUUUAACACCUCCAAUGACCUGGAACUGAUCCACUCGAGUGAGCUACUCCUCCAGAGGCAUUGGUCACAGAUGACCGCAUCAGUCAAAGCUCUUACCUGCUUGUCUCUUCUCACUAUGAGCACCAUUAUGCCACCCUAAUAUUUUGGAAAGCUAUAAAGCGAUACUCUUCCCAUCUUAUGGUAGAUGUUACACUUACCUCAUUGGUAGGAAGUACUGACUUUGAAAAAGCAUUGAUUCGGUACAAGAGGAACCUUUUUUAAGUAUAAGCCAAUGCAAUUCUGUGUGGACAUUCAGACAUGAAAACACAAACGCAACAUGGGUUGAUCCACACAAAGCGGCAAAGAAGAGUCUUUCUUUUGUGCUACUACAGCAAUCUUUACAGUUUAUCUUGGGUUUCUUUUGGGAUUUGAAGCUACCUGCUGUCUGUUGUCAUUUAUGACUUUGGUUAUUGUUGCUGUUAUUGUUACAUGCAAUAUAGUUUAUUUUAGCACAUGUUUAAAGAAGAAAAGGCAGAUGUGUUACCAUACCAUAUGCCCAGCAACUGGUAAUAUUGUCCAGGCCCUGUGACAAGGGGGCCCACUAAGGUCAUAUGUGGUAUAGCCUACAGUUGGGCUCCUGUGAUGCAUAUAUUACAUGUUGAUCACAGUACAGAUAUUUAAAGAUAAAGACCAACCUUCUCAUUAGGCACAUCCAACACAAUGUGUGAUAUUCAGUUCAAAACAUCUUCACAAUUCAUCUGGUCUACAGUAUAUGCACAAGUAACAUAUUACUCAAACAAGGCAUUUUUAUGUUUCAUUGCACUUCUUUUGAGCCAUUCACUAUGCAUUUUUUGAUACAUACUUUAAGACUGGAGAAAUUCCCCACUAGACUAGACACUGGGAACAGUCCUCCUGAGCGUUGAAGUAAAACAAUGUCUAAAGGCAACUUAAUGAAUAGAAGCACUCCAUGCUAAUAAAUGCUACCAGUAAUUCUCAUUGA
Messenger RNA from Xyrauchen texanus (razorback sucker), 5460 nucleotides. Its product is annotated as receptor tyrosine-protein kinase erbB-4-like. Gene Ontology annotation, cellular component: signaling receptor complex; basal plasma membrane. The record is from RefSeq and is a predicted model, not a curated record. Gene Ontology annotation, biological process: protein phosphorylation; positive regulation of kinase activity; positive regulation of cell population proliferation. The coding region runs from base 239 to 4348 and encodes 1369 amino acids. The transcript is spliced from 27 exons. Gene Ontology annotation, molecular function: ATP binding; transmembrane receptor protein tyrosine kinase activity; epidermal growth factor receptor binding. Lineage: Eukaryota; Metazoa; Chordata; Actinopteri; Cypriniformes; Catostomidae.